Molecule: messenger RNA, 2167 nt
Organism: Populus euphratica (Euphrates poplar)
Lineage: Eukaryota; Viridiplantae; Streptophyta; Magnoliopsida; Malpighiales; Salicaceae
Product: SNF1-related protein kinase catalytic subunit alpha KIN10-like
Exons: 11
Coding region: 246-1793 (515 amino acids)
Biological process (GO): protein phosphorylation; intracellular signal transduction
Cellular component (GO): cytoplasm
Molecular function (GO): protein serine/threonine kinase activity; protein binding; ATP binding
Source: RefSeq, a predicted model, not a curated record
AAAAUAGAUUUUGUUGUCCUUGGAGCGAAUCUGUAAUUAAUCAGAGAGAAUUAACAAAUGAAAGGGAGAGAGAGGAUUAACAACGAAAGUAAAUUGAUCUCGUAAGUCUUACUACAAAGUAAUCACGUUAAUCGAUGAUUAGAACUGUCUCUUUAUAAAAUCUUAGAAUAUCUCUUUCUACCUCUUCUUGUCUUUUUUCAGCUCGGUUCUGCGACUUUAGCGACAGAUUCUCCCAUUCUCGGCAAAUGGAUGGGUCAUCUUACAGAGGUAGUAGUAGUUUGGAUAUGUAUUUACCAAAUUAUAAGCUUGGUAAAACACUUGGAAUCGGUUCCUUUGGCAAGGUGAAAAUAGCAGAGCAUGCAUUGACGCGGCACAAAGUUGCCAUCAAGGUACUUAACCGCCGUAAGAUAAAAAACAUGGAGAUGGAAGAAAAAGUGAGAAGAGAAAUCAAAAUCUUGAGAUUGUUUAUGCAUCCCCACAUCAUACGACUUUAUGAGGUUAUAGAAACACCAUCUGACAUAUAUGUUGUCAUGGAGUAUGUGAAGUCUGGGGAGCUCUUUGAUUAUAUCGUGGAGAAGGGUAGAUUGCAGGAAGAUGAGGCACGCAAUUUCUUCCAGCAGAUAAUUUCCGGUGUGGAAUAUUGCCACAGGAAUAUGGUUGUUCACAGAGACCUUAAGCCUGAGAAUUUGUUAUUGGAUUCUAAAUGUAAUGUCAAGAUAGCUGAUUUUGGGCUGAGCAAUAUAAUGCGAGAUGGUCAUUUUCUAAAGACAAGCUGUGGAAGCCCAAACUAUGCCGCCCCAGAGGUAAUUUCUGGGAAAUUGUAUGCUGGACCUGAAGUAGAUGUAUGGAGUUGUGGUGUUAUAUUGUAUGCUCUUCUCUGCGGUACACUACCUUUUGAUGAUGAAAACAUUCCCAACCUCUUUAAGAAAAUAAAGGAUGGGAUAUACACUCUUCCCAGCCAUUUAUCACCUGGAGCAAGAGAUCUUAUCCCAAGGAUGCUUGUGGUUGAUCCAAUGAAGCGAAUGACCAUUCCUGAAAUUCGUCAACACCCAUGGUUCCAAGCUCGCCUUCCCCGUUAUUUGGCCGUGCCCCCACCAGAUACAAUGCAACAAGCUAAAAAGAUUGAUGAGGAAAUUCUCCAAGAAGUGAUCAAGAUGGGAUUUGACAGGAACCAGCUAAUUGAAUCUCUUCGCAACAGAAUGCAAAAUGAGGCUACUGUUGCUUACUAUUUGUUACUGGAUAAUCGAUUUCGUGUUUCCAAUGGCUAUCUCGGAGCUGAGUUCCAAGAAACUAUGGAAUGUGCAUUCAAUGGAAUGCAUCAGAAUGAAUCUUCUUCUCCAGCUGCUGGACACCGCCUUCCAGGAUUCAUGGAUUAUCAAGGAAUGGGUUUGAAAUCACAGUUCCUAGUAGAGAGGAAAUGGGCUCUUGGACUCCAGUCUCGAGCCCACCCUCGUGAAAUAAUGACAGAAGUUCUCAAAGCUUUGCAAGAACUGAAUGUAUGCUGGAAGAAAAUUGGCCAGUACAAUAUGAAGUGCAGGUGGAUUCCAGGCACUCCCGGUCACCAUGAAGGAAUGGUUAACCAUCCAGCACACUACAAUCAUUUCUUUGGGGAUGAACCCACCAUUAUUGAAAAUGAUGGAGUCACUAAUUCAACAAAUGUGGUCAAGUUUGAAGUGCAGCUAUACAAAACUCGUGAUGAGAAGUACCUGCUGGACUUGCAAAGAGUACAGGGCCCGCAGUUUCUCUUCUUGGAUCUUUGUGCAGCUUUUCUUGCUCAGCUCCGGGUCCUGUAGGUAGGCUUUUGAGAGGACCAUUGCCCACGGUUCUCUUGUCAUGCAUGUGAAUAGGAAUUCACUCGUGAUGUGUAUAGCUUCUCGGCCUGACCCUGUCUUUACCUUUAAAAUUUUCCCUUGGUUUUGUGGGUAAUAGUUGUUUGAGGCCAACAUCCUGCUGUGCUGUGGGUGAAAUCACCAGUAGUAUUUGUUACAUAAAGUGGUUUUAUCUUAACUAGGAUUCCUCUCAAAGGUAUGUGACCAAUGAGGAAUUUUUCUUUUUAUAAUUUCUAGGAAAGGAUUAACCAAAUCUAGUUGUUUUCCAUGAAGUUAUGACAUUAUUGUAACAAUAACUGUGCAUGCAAUUAUUUUUUCGAAUUAUAUGUUUGAAACUA